Dichomitus squalens LYAD-421 SS1 is the source of this 1077-nucleotide messenger RNA. RefSeq names its product tricorn protease domain 2-containing protein. The record is from RefSeq and is a predicted model, not a curated record. NCBI's taxonomy places the organism in Eukaryota, Fungi, Basidiomycota, Agaricomycetes, Polyporales, Polyporaceae. Gene Ontology annotation, molecular function: protein binding. Bases 1 to 1077 code for a protein of 358 amino acids. The transcript has 2 exons.
AUGAGUUUCCCAGUUGGAGGCUUAGGCCACGACGGGCCUGUCGGACGUGCUCUUGCCAUUUCCUCCGACGGGCAAUGGGUUGCGACCGGAUCAUCCGAUUCCACUAUCAUCCUCUGGGAUGGCCACCACGCGUGUAUCUGCCAUGAAUGGAUUGCGCAUAGUGGAGCCAUGGCUCAUCUCGCGUUCUCCCCGAAUAGCAGGCACCUGGUGUCUAUAGCCAUCGUCUGGGGUAUCCAUGGAGAGUCGCACAGCAGGCUCGGCGCUCCCAAGAAUUGCCGCAGCUUCCUUGGCACUUGCGCAUGGUCCCCCGACGGCGCCCUCAUCGCGAUUGGAUACUAUAAUUGCAUCGUACAAGUCUGGGAUGCACGCACAUUCGAGUCACUCGCGCUUCUGGACCACUUGCGUACCGAUUUCGGCCGUGCGCCGGAUUUCAUCUUCUCCCCUGACAGUCGCUGGCUUGUUAUUUGGGGUGGCGAAAUGUGUGGAAUAUGGGAUGUUCCUUCGGACACCUUCAAACGACCAGACGUCAAAGGGGGAGACCAAGCUGCUUACCCUGCAGUUGCCGGAUUAGGUGUAUUCAGCCCCGGAAGCACCCGCCUCUCUGUCGCAUAUACGGACGGCUCAGUCCACACCUGGAACGUGGAGACUGCAGAAGAAGUCGCGAUUUUGCAGCUGCCUGCCGCCGGUAGCAGCUGGGCUUCAGCCUUCUCGCCGGACGGUUGGCAUCUCCUGUUCAGGACGCCAGACAAUGCAGCAAAGGUCGUGGAUAUUCACACUGGUGCCAUUCUCGCGUCGCUACAGGGAGACGCGCAUACUACCAUGUGGCCAGUAUGCUUCUUUCCAUGCGGGAAGUACAUCGCCUCGGCAGCAGGAUUUGAAGUGAGGUUAUGGAGAACUGGCGACGGAUCGUGUCUAGGGACACUCUGGAGUCACGAUGAUGCUGUGACUUGCCUCGCAUUCUCCGCCGGUGGGACAAUGCUAUGGUCCGCAGGAAGCAAUGGAACUGUUAUCGGUCGUCGUAUACUGGACAUUUUCUCCGAGGAAUGUACCACAGAAUCGUCUUCCACCUUACACUAG